Molecule: messenger RNA, 3525 nt
Organism: Camelina sativa (false flax)
Lineage: Eukaryota; Viridiplantae; Streptophyta; Magnoliopsida; Brassicales; Brassicaceae
Product: lysine-specific demethylase JMJ29
Biological process (GO): regulation of transcription by RNA polymerase II
Cellular component (GO): histone deacetylase complex; chromatin
Molecular function (GO): chromatin DNA binding; transcription coregulator activity; histone H3K9 demethylase activity
Source: RefSeq, a predicted model, not a curated record
UUCUUUUUUUCCUUUCGGGUUAUGAUAUAAAAAAAAGGAAACCAAAGUUUGUGAGAGAAUCCAUAGUUCUCUUCUCUGAAUUGUUUAAAUCUAUGUCUAAGUAGCUGGAAUCUAGGGUUUAGAUAUCGCUAUCGCAGAUAACAAUGGAGUUGGAUGACGUUAGUAUCGAGGAAUCUAUACUAAUGAGUGGUUCGUGGAUAGUUAGGAAGAAGAGGAGUCUGAAACCGUUUCAGUCUAGAGGUCUUUUUAGCGGUAGGAGUAGUGGUAAGGAAGUGGUAGUAGUAGAAGAAGAACAGAGCGGGAGGAGCUUGAGAGUGUAUAGCAGGAAACAGAAAAAGAGAAAGACAUCUAAAGUAGAAGAGCAAUGUUCUGAAGAUGAUGAUGAUGAUUGCAGAUUAGGUGAGUGGAUGCGAAGGAGAAGCGUAAAACGCAAAGAAGUUAGGCCUAAGGUAGAGUCAGGGGAACGUUUUGAAGAUGAUGAUUGUAGAGUUAGUAAAAGGCGUUCUGUAGUCAGUAGGAAAAAGAGAGACAGACGCCAAGUGGAGAUUGAAGAAGAUGAGGCAUGGGAAGAAGAAGUUAUGCUGUGUGUUAAGAUCAAGUCAACAUCAUCACGAAGCAGGACUCGUAAUUUAGUUUCUAACAGUACUGAAAACGUUGCUGAUGUUAGUACUUCCAGUUCGCGUUCGCCUGCUUCUGAUGUAUCUGAUCCCCUUCUCAAAAACGGGAUAUCUAAUAAUGACUGCACAAGCGUAAGACAGGAACCGAAGGUAGGCCCAAUUUGCCAUCAGUGCUUGAAAGGGGAAAGGAUAACUCUUCUCAUUUGCAGUGAAUGUGGAGUGACGAUGUACUGUCUUCAAUGUAUAAGGAAAUGGUAUCCAGAGCUAUCUGAGGAUAAUGUCGUUGAGAAAUGUCCUUUCUGCCGUAACAAUUGUAAUUGCAGCAAUUGCUUGCAUUUGAAUGGUUCAAUUGUGACAUCCAAGAGGGAACUCUCGAACUCUGAAAGACGCCAUCAUCUUCAGUACUUGAUUACAUUGAUGCUUCCGUUUCUGAAUAAGUUAUCCAAAUUCCAGAACCAAGAGAUUGAAAUUGAGGCAGCGGUUCAAGGAUUACUGCCUUCUGAAGUUGAAAUAACUAAGGCAAUAAGCUACACUGAUGAACGUGUAUACUGUGAUCAUUGUGCAACUUCCAUUGUUGACUUGCACCGAAGCUGUCCAAAGUGCUCUUUUGAACUUUGUUUGAAGUGCUGUCAAGAGAUUCGUAAAGGAACAUUUUCUGAACGCCCUGAAAUGAAGGUAGACUAUGCUGAUAAAGGAUACCAAUAUAUGCAUGGUUUAGAUGCUGCAGAACCGAGCUUCUCUUCCACUUCUGAAGACGAAGAAGCUAUCCAAUCCAACACUAAGUGGAGCCUUGGUAAUAAUGGAAGCAUCACUUGUCCACCAAAAAAGCUAGGUGGUUGUGGUGAUUGUAUAUUAGAGCUUACGAGGAUCCUACCACAGACGUGGAUGUCAGACUUGGAGCAUAAAGCAGAGACUUUCUUGGCAUCAGUCAAUAUUAGCCCUAGAAUGUUGAUCUGUGGGUGUUCUCCUUUGGAUAUUGAGAUGACAAGGAAAGCAGCUUCAAGAACAAAAUCAAGUGACAACUACCUUUUCUGUCCUAAAUCUCUUGAUGUCUUGAAGGAAGAAGAGCUUCUACAUUUUCAAGAGCAUUGGGCAAAAGGUGAACCAGUAAUUGUUAGGGACGCUCUUGAUAACACACCUGGUUUAAGCUGGGAGCCAAUGGUUAUGUGGCGGGCGUUAUGCGAAAACGUGAAUUCACCAGCAAGUUCUAAGAUGUCCCAAGUCCAAGCAAUUGAUUGUUUGGCUAAUUGUGAGGUGGAGAUCAAUACACGUCACUUCUUUGAUGGUUAUAGCAAAGGAAGAACAUAUGAAAACUACUGGCCUGAGAUGUUGAAGCUAAAGGACUGGCCUCCUUCUGACAAGUUUGAAGAUCUUUUACCUCGUCACUGUGACGAGUUCAUAUCCGCACUACCUUUCCAAGAAUAUAGCGAUCCUAGAACCGGGAUUCUUAACAUCGCAGCAAAGCUUCCGGAAGGACUUAUCAAACCAGAUUUGGGGCCAAAAACUUACAUUGCCUAUGGGAUUCCUGAUGAGCUCGGUAGAGGGGAUUCAGUGACUAAGCUUCACUGUGAUAUGUCAGACGCGGUGAAUAUUCUGACGCAUACUGCUGAAGUAACCCUAAGUCAAGAACAGAUAUCCGCAGUCAAAGCUCUGAAACAGAAACACAAGGAACAGAACAAGUUUGAAGAACAGAGCACUGGAGACCGUAGCGAAACGGAAGAAGAAUUGAACAUGCCAGAGAUUCUGAGCAGUGAAAAUGACGAAAGUGGCAGUGCUCUAUGGGACAUAUUUAGGAGAGAAGAUGUUCCUAAGUUAGAAGAGUAUCUAAGAAAGCAUUGCAAAGAAUUUAGACACACUUAUUGUUGUCCAGUUACAAAGGUUUAUCAUCCGAUACAUGACCAUACAUGCUAUUUAACCGUAGAGCACAAAAGAAAACUUAAGGCGGAAUUUGGGAUCGAGCCAUGGACAUUUGUGCAAAAGCUAGGUGAAGCGGUAUUUAUUCCUGCGGGUUGUCCGCAUCAAGUUCGGAAUCUAAAGUCGUGUACAAAAGUUGCAGUUGACUUUGUGUCACCAGAGAACAUCCAUGAGUGUCUGCGUCUGACUGAAGAGUUUCGCCAACUUCCCAAGAACCACAAGGCCAGAGAGGACAAACUUGAGGCAUUAUUGUGAUCGGCCUCAAAAAAAAAAAAAAAAAAUCUUUAGACUUGGGUUGUGUUAGUCUUCACUGACCAAUGCAACACCAAAACUCCUUUUCCCCCCUUCUAUCAACAAUAUGCAAUUCCGGGAUUGAAUUUGGUGUCGAAUCAUCGAUAAACUUUAUCGAUUUACACAAAUCCGAUCGAGAUUGAAGACUUCUACAUUGCUUCUACAACACAAAGAAGGAUGGGUUACAAGAAGGCUUUUCUCAAAAUACAACAUGGAGGGAUGGCAGAGAGAACCUCUCUAUGCAUUUGAGACCUUUGUCUUUGCAAUUAAUGAGAGAUUCGAGUUUUGAAGGCCAUAAGACCCUCGUUGCCAUACCGAAUAAAGAUCGGUGUAUUUAAUGCACUUCGUUCAGUUUUCCGGGAUUAUUGGUGGCCGUCUUCUUACACACAUAAGGUUUCCAAUGCAUCUUAUGAAUGGCUAGAGGCUAGCUCUUGAUUUACUACCAACUCCUCAAAUCGUGGCAUCUCCGGCAUGGCGUGGUGGAUCAUACGAUCAAUCUUGUUGGCUUUUGUGGUGGGUUGUUGGUACGUGUAAGAGACUUCAAUUUCUUCUCAAGGAUCAAGAAAUUGAACACAACAAUGUGUCUUAAUGAAAGAACCUCAAGUUCGUGGAAACAAAACUCGUCAAUGUCUUGAUAUAUGUUAACCUGCUUUUAAUUGUUUUUCUGUGAAGUCUUUGUCUAUAUAAUACUUUGCUUGGAUUA